Molecule: messenger RNA, 2338 nt
Organism: Malania oleifera
Lineage: Eukaryota; Viridiplantae; Streptophyta; Magnoliopsida; Santalales; Ximeniaceae
Product: serine acetyltransferase 1, chloroplastic-like
Exons: 1
Coding region: 340-1539 (399 amino acids)
Cellular component (GO): cytoplasm; cytosol
Molecular function (GO): L-serine O-acetyltransferase activity
Source: RefSeq, a predicted model, not a curated record
AGGGAGGGAAAGGGGUCAAAAUUUUGGAAAGACGUCACACUGGAACUUUUCCUAGCUUUGCUCCAACAAAUUUUCCCGAGAAAAUUAUGACAAACCCAAACAUAAAUUUCCUUCCCAACCAGCAUAUUUCCGUCUCGCGACGCGUGGCGUGGAGAUGCAGUGUAAUUGAAAGGCCUGCGAGGGUGCCCUUUAAAUCCAGUCUGCCCUUAACACCUGCCCUUACAAACGGAAUACAACAACAAUCCCAAUUCCAUAGUUUCUUAUCCUUUCCACUCCCCCCCACCCCCCCACGCCCCCUCCUUUUUUGUAGAUUCUCCCGAGAAAAUCUCAUCUUAUUCCAUGAAAGUUAUGGCCUUGGCCCGAUCCAUGCCUCUCUUAUAUAACCCACAACUCGGCUUAACCGCACACCACCUCACUCGUCUCCACAAAAAUCUCCCUUCUAUGUCCACUACCCCACUCAGAUCUCCGGUAAUUCCCAAACACCACAAGCUUCCUAGACCCAAAUCCAUGGCCGCUUGCAUUCACACUUCCAGAACCGAACCUGCCCAGCAAAAACAACUUUCUCGCGACCCAAACAGGUCCCAGGUCGACGACCAUGUCUACAACUACGCCAAAUUCUGCCGACCCACUUUGUCCGACCUCGUUUCCUGCGUACCCAUUUCCCAGAAUCGCACGAAAACGAUACACACCCGCCCGAACCUGGAUCACCCCGAUCAGGACGAAGACGACGACGAUUUGUGGCUCAAAAUGCAAGACGAAGCCAAAUAUGACGUCGAGCUCGAACCCUUUCUCUCGAGUUUCUAUUUCGAUUCCAUCUUGUCUCACAGGUCGCUAGAAACCGCGCUUUCGAAUCAUCUCUCGAUGAAACUCAGCAAUUCGAGCCUGCCCAGUAGCACCUUGUUCGAUCUCUUCGUGAACGUGCUAUCAUCAGACCCGGAAAUAAUCAGAGCCGUGAAGGACGAUCUGAGAGCAGUCAAAGAGCGAGACGCCGCCUGCGUGAGCCACGUGCACUGCUUCUUGAAUUUCAAGGGGUUUCUUGCAUGCCAAGCUCACAGGAUCGCUCACAAGCUGUGGUCGCAGGGGAGAAAAGUCCUGGCUCUGUUGAUUCAGAACAGAGUGUCCGAGUCGUUUGCAAUGGACAUCCAUCCCGGAGCGAGGAUCGGGCGGGGGAUAUUGUUCGACCACGCCACCGGAGUGGUGAUCGGAGAGACGGCGGUGGUGGGAGACAAUGUGUCAAUUUUGCACAACGUGACAUUAGGAGGGACAGGGAAGACUUCAGGGGACAGGCACCCGAAGAUUGGAGAUGGGGUGUUGAUAGGGGCAGGCGCUUGUGUUUUGGGGAAUGUGAGGAUCGGGGAAGGGGCUAAGAUUGGAGCUGGUUCUGUGGUUUUGAAGGAAGUGCCGCCCAAGACCACUGCGGUUGGGAACCCCGCGAGGUUGGUGGGAGGGAAGGAAAACCCAAUUAAGCUUGACAAGACGCCCAGCUUUACCAUGGACCACACAUCACACAUAUCUGAGUGGUCUGAUUAUGUUAUCUAGGUAGGAUAGUACUAACAUUUCUGUUUCCUUUCAAAAUUUCACUAGUUAAUUCCAAUUGGAAUGAGGUUGGUAUGGGUUUCUUUUCUUUGAUUGAGCAGAAUUCUGAGAAUAGGAUUCAUAUAAUGGACCCGUCUUGCUGGAUUUUCGGUCGAUUGUUGUUGUUGUUGUUGAUGAGGAGGAUGAUGAUGAUGAUGAUGAUGAAGAUGAUGAUGAUGAUGAUGAUGAUUAGAAUUAGGGCUGGUUAUUUGUACUUUUAAGAGAGAAAUUGAGAUCAUUAUCGUCCCUCUUAAUUUUUUAGCAGAUUAUUAGGAAUGGAGCUCUUGUCUGUAUUUUAAGGGAGAAUGGAAGUUCUGCCAUUGGAAAAUUGAAUCCCUUUAAGCUUAUGUCAUACCCAAACAAGCUCUUGUUUUGAGAUGUGUACACGUUUUGCUUGAAUGGGAAAUAUGAUGCGCAGACCUUCCAGCUUAUAUAAUACAUGCCAUAUGGUGCAGAAGAAGAGACCUUUCAGCUCUUGUUAGGAUUGGAGUUUCUUGUCUGAAUUUCAAGGGAGAAUGGAAGUUCUCUAAUUGCAAAAUUGAAGCUCUUUUAGCUUAUAUAAUACGAGCCAAACAAGCUCUUGUUUUGAGUUGAAUUCAUGUUUUGCUUAAAUGGGAAAUAUGGUGCAUAGACCUUUCUGCUCUUGUUAGGAUUGGACCCUUUCGUCUGUAUUUUAAGGGAGGAUGGAAGUUCCCUCAUUGGCAAAUGAAGCCCUUUCAGCUUAUAUAAUACAAGCGAAACAAGCUCUUGUUUUUGAGUUGCA